Cyprinus carpio (common carp) is the source of this 2363-nucleotide messenger RNA. Its product is annotated as tumor susceptibility gene 101 protein-like. The coding region runs from base 165 to 1346 and encodes 393 amino acids. Gene Ontology annotation, cellular component: ESCRT I complex. Gene Ontology annotation, biological process: endosome to lysosome transport; protein modification process; protein transport. The transcript has 10 exons. Gene Ontology annotation, molecular function: ubiquitin binding. NCBI's taxonomy places the organism in Eukaryota, Metazoa, Chordata, Actinopteri, Cypriniformes, Cyprinidae. The record is from RefSeq and is a predicted model, not a curated record.
AUCAGUCAUCUGACCGGAAGUGCAUUUCAGCCGUGAUUUCCUUGUUUGUUAUUGACGCGAUGAUUAGAUUUAUGUGUUUACGUCCUUAACAACAAUUAAUUAAUUUACUAAUAAACGCGGUGCGGUCGUUUUAAGUAAUACAUUAGUUCAUAAUCUUUUUAAGCAUGGCGGCAAUCAACGAAAGUUCCCUGCGGAAAAUGCUGUCGAAGAUUUAUAAAUACAGGGAUCUGACCGCACGCGACAUAACAAACGCCACGUCUCACUAUAAAGACAUUAAACCUGUGAUGGACAACUACGUGUUCAAUGAUGGCUCCACCAAAGAGCUGCUGAGUCUCACAGGAACAGUGCCAGUAAGCUACCGAGGAAAUGUGUACAACAUUCCUAUCUGCCUGUGGCUUCUGGACACGUAUCCCUACAAUCCUCCCAUCUGUUUUGUCAAACCUACAAGUGCUAUGAUGAUAAAAACAGGGAAACAUGUUGAUGCCAAUGGAAAGAUUUACCUCCCAUACCUGCAUGAAUGGAAACCUCCCCAGUCUGAAUUGUUAGGACUGAUCCAGGUGAUGAUUGUGGUGUUUGGUGAGGAACCACCAGUUUUCUCACGGCCCACCACUCAGGCACCUUACCCAGCAUUCCCAGCAGCAGGUCCACCUAACACUUCUUACAUGCCAAGCACACCAGGGUUGCCUUAUGGUCAAGGUCACUCUGCCAAUCCAGGUGGAUUUCAGGGCUACCCUUAUCCUGCAGUAGGCCCUGGAUACCCCACUACCUCAGGCUCCUCUCUCUAUACCCCAGCGUCUUCUGUCACUACAGUGGGACCCACCCGUGACGGUACCAUCGGGGAGGACACAAUCCGUGCAUCUUUGGUGUCUGCAGUCAGUGACAAGCUGCGAAGGCGGAUGAAAGAAGAGAUGGAUCGAGCACAGGCAGAGCUGGACGCACUGAAAAGGACAGAGGAGGACCUAAAGAGAGGCCACCAGAAGCUGGAGGAGAUGGUGACCAAACUAGACCUGGAGAUGGCUGAUGUGGACAAAAACAUUGAUCUCCUUAAGCAGAGAGAUGAGAAACUGACUGUUGCUCUGGAAAAAAUGGAGAACCAGUCUGAGAACAAUGAUAUCGAUGAUGUGAUUGUGCCCGCUGCUCCCCUUUAUAAGCAGAUUCUGAACCUCUACGCUGAAGAAAACGCCAUAGAAGACACAAUCUUCUACUUGGGUGAAGCGUUACGCAAAGGUGUCAUUGACUUGGAUGUCUUUCUUAAGCAUGUGCGCCUUCUCUCCAGAAAACAGUUCCAGUUGAGAGCCCUGAUGCAGAAGGCCCGGAAAAUAGCAGGCCUCAGUGACCUGUACUGACCUGUCCAAAUAAAUCAUUCCCCCUCUCACUUAUAACACAUGCACUGUAUGGCAAGAACCCUACAUUUUAUCCAAGAACAGGAGGUUUGGGACCCUCCUUUUCUCAAAUCACAGUCUUUCUAAGUACAGAAAGAUGUGAAAGGUAACUUAUAUACCCAGGGACAAAAUAUUCAAGUAUACAUUCAUAGCAUCAUUAUUACAGAUAACAAGUGCAUUGAAUAUAUCUUUAUUAUGAAAAAAUGAAGUGACCUUUGAGGUUCUUACCUUUGCAGAGUGGAAAACAAUAGAACAUAAUCAAACAUUUGCAAGAUUUUUUUGCUCAGCUAUGGAGUUUAACAUAGACUUCUAAAAACAGCAACCUUUGCACUUUAUGUAACUUGUGCCUCUUAUUCUUCUAAAGUGUCUUUUCAGAUAUAGGGUAAAGGGAAAGAAGUUUGAGAAUUACAUUCAAUAUGCUCAACCUAAAUAUCUUAUUUUUAUAUUGUUUAAUCUCCAAAUAUGUACCUGUACUAAAUAAUUCUCUUAAAAUCAGCACUUUGUUUUAUUUUUAUUUUAAGUUAGUAAAUCAAUCUUCUUAACAUCUCAGAAUCGAAUUAUUCAUUAUGAAUGCUUCAUCAUUAUCCUUGUCCACUACGUAACACAUUUUGCAGUCCUGCUUGUGAUUUAUACAUGUGUUGUCAGUUAUAUCAUUCUUAUUUACGGUUGUUAUGCAGUCGGUUUACAAGAAUGUGCUUGGUAUUCAUGCAGAUUUAAUGACAAGAAUAUUAUGCCGACAUUUUGAGAUUGAACUUGUCUAUCUAUUUAGGAUGUAAUACAUGAAACCACAAAGUAUGAAGGGAACAUUUUCUUUGCAAAGAUGCUUGGAGUAUUGUUUGAUUGCUGGUUUAAUCGGGUAUGAAGCGUUUUGCUUUCAAUCAAUGGAAAAAAGGAAUAACAAAUUGAUUGUGCAGUAUCUCUCUGAGGUAUAAGUACAUUUAAAAAAAAGAAUAUCUGAAAUAAAAACAAGAAACUCUUAAA